Molecule: messenger RNA, 1326 nt
Organism: Aspergillus costaricaensis CBS 115574
Lineage: Eukaryota; Fungi; Ascomycota; Eurotiomycetes; Eurotiales; Aspergillaceae
Exons: 3
Coding region: 394-1326 (310 amino acids)
Source: RefSeq, a predicted model, not a curated record
GUUCAUUGUAGAUUAAAUUGAAGGUAUCUUUGUACGCUGUAUUAACAAUGAGUAGAUUGGAAUGUGAUAAAGCCUGUAGUCUUUGAAUGUAGCGGUGAGAUAAACCGAGGCAUUAUACUGUUUGUCUUUGUUGCUUGUCCGAAUAAAGCGGCGCGUUUUGUGGACAUUUCCGAAGCGUUGUAUCCUGAAACACACAAUUAGCACAAAGAAACACCGGCAGCAAGACAACCUCGUUGUGUUUCAUGCCGGGAUCAAUCUAUAAAUCGGCUAUAGCCAUCAGACAUAAUUCUCCACUCUGUCCUACCGUUAUAAAUCAUAGCUAAAUCGACUCCCUCCCUGUAUCAACAUCCUCCGUGGUGUAACCCAGAGACAAACAACCCUCAAACCAACAGAAUGUCUUCGUCCACUGAAGGUGGAAGACUCAUUUGCCCCGAGUGUCGAGGCUACUGCGACGUCUCAGACAACUGUCCCACGUGUACUGCCGCUGAAUCAGUCAUACUCAAAGCGGAAAUCUCCGACUCGCAGGACGACACUGCUUUGAAGAUGGCUCCGUCUGCUGAACAUUCCCCCCAGCGGGCUAAUUCCGAAGCUUCAUCUGCCACAGCCAAGGCUCCUUCAGCUACUCCGUCCCCUUCUGCUCCCCAACCACAACCCGCGCAGCCUGCCCCUACUACCCCUCCAAAGAAAGCUUCAAAGGCCACCAAGAAGUCCAAGAAGAUGGAAUCUUCCAGUGAUUCCAAUAACAGCCCGAAGGAGAAGUUGACGCCGGCAUGUGCUCCGUGCAAGAAAGCAAAGAGACGGUGCGUGCAUCGCAGCGUUAUUCCAGAUGCGGAAGGACAAGGAGCUUCCCAGCCCUCCAAGAAGCGCAAGCAGACUGCUGAGGCAGGGGCCAACCCUAAGAGGGCCAAGAAGAAUGAUGGCGAUGUCAGCGGCAACGAAACUGGAUCUGAAGAGGGUCAGCGCAUCAAGCUCAAGUUUAAGAACGUCGAGUUUAACCCCGAAACAGGUGAAUCGACACCAAAGAAACGAGGCAGGCCAUCCAAGACAUUGCCGGGCAAUGCUGAAGUUGAGGCUCUACCUAGUAUAGAGGAGGAAGACGAGGAAGAAGAGGUCCCACAGAAGCGAGCGAAGGAUAAGAAUUAUGGCUUUCCAAAGGAUAGCCUCGUUGCGGCGUCAAGAGUGACGGCUUUCAAACACUUGGACCAGCAGCUACAAGACAAGAUAGCAGACUGCGAGGACAAGUGGAAGGUGGCCAAGGAUACCGUCGAUGAAAUCCGGUAUAUAUUGAAUAAAUGGAUAGCGCUUUGGGAACAAGGAAAUGCAUGA